This is a messenger RNA of Microthlaspi erraticum, 342 nucleotides long. NCBI's taxonomy places the organism in Eukaryota, Viridiplantae, Streptophyta, Magnoliopsida, Brassicales, Brassicaceae. The record is from the annotation of a GenBank genome assembly.
AUGUUUAACUUAGCUAAUUUAGAUGAAAAGGUGCAGAUUGCUUACCGGCGCAGGAUCAAGAAGCUGAAGAAGGGUGAUUUCGUUAACGAGAGCUCUGCGAGUACCGAAUCAGAUAUCGAAGAGAGAGACUUUGAAUACAAGAGGCUCGUUUCGGAUCUUCAGAGUGAGUCACACAACUCUGAUGAAAAGUUUAAAAAAUGGUUUCUCAGGAUAAGGGAUUGUCUUGCUCAAUUGUAUGCAAAGGAUAUUACUCACGUUGACAAGCAAGAGCUCGAGAGAUUCAAGCUGCAUUCCGAACAGAUGAGAGUAGAAGAACACCUCCGACUCCACAAGAUGAAGUGA